CCGACAGUAUAAAUUGCAGAUCUGUCAUGUUUAAAACAGAUUGGUCCUGGGCAUCAUUCACCAUGGCACUUCUCUUUGUAUUGACCAUUCUCAUCACUGUUUUUUGUUCUGUUCAAGGGCGCUCAUUCCAGAAAACAUCAUUUGAAAUGACUGAAGAGAACAUGGAAAUUGGCAGCACUAACAACUUUGAGGAGGAUGACCAGUCUGCUUCAUCUCUCAUUCUGAAGGCCAACCGAAAUCUUGGACAAAGGCAUGAUGAAACACUAGUCUUGUUUGGAGACAUUGCAGUACAUCCUAAGUUCAUAAACGCUGAUCCCUGCACAUCUCGUGACUGCAAGUGGCCAAAGUCUUCUGACGGGAACGUUUACGUGCCAUAUGUUAUCUCUAAUCAAUACUCAAUGAGGGAGAGGCUUAACAUUGAAAGUUGGCUGCAAACCUUUGCCAAAUCAACUUGCAUUCGUUUCUUUCGACGAAGAGGUCAGCAGGCCUUUUUGAACAUCACAUCAGGCUGUACCUCCUAUGUUGGGCGCCAGGGCAAAGCCCAGCAGGUGUCUCUGAGCAGGAAUGGAUGUGUCCAUCUGAGCGUGGUGCAGCACGAAAUGCUUCAUGCCUUGGGCUUCGACCACGAGCAAACACGCAGUGACCGCGAUAACCAUGUUCAAAUCCUUAUUCAGAAUAUUCAGCCUGGACUGGAAUUUGCUUUCAGAAAGAUCAACACUAUUAACUUGAACACUCCAUAUGACUAUAAUUCUGUCAUGCAGUACGGAAGGUUUGCCUUCUCUCGAAACGGGCAGCCCACUAUUCUUCCAAUCCCUGACAAUAAUGCAGUUAUUGGCAGGGCAACUGAGAUGAGUCCCAAUGAUAUUCUGCGGAUCAAUCGUCUCUAUAAUUGCAGUGGCCAGCAGGAGUGAUUUUACAAAUGCUAUGAAGCAGAAUUAUAUUUGAAUAAAUUGAGAUACAAAUACA
This is a messenger RNA of Esox lucius (northern pike), 966 nucleotides long. RefSeq names its product high choriolytic enzyme 1-like. The transcript is spliced from 9 exons. The record is from RefSeq and is a predicted model, not a curated record. Lineage: Eukaryota; Metazoa; Chordata; Actinopteri; Esociformes; Esocidae. The coding region runs from base 27 to 911 and encodes 294 amino acids. Gene Ontology annotation, biological process: proteolysis. Gene Ontology annotation, molecular function: metalloendopeptidase activity; zinc ion binding.